This is a messenger RNA of Rotaria sp. Silwood2, 663 nucleotides long. Lineage: Eukaryota; Metazoa; Rotifera; Eurotatoria; Philodinida; Philodinidae. The record is from the annotation of a GenBank genome assembly.
AUGGACGAAGAAGAACAAAUGGUAGAUUCAUUCUCAACACCAGAUGAUAUAUCUGAUGUUACUCUGAUUGUUGAAGACAAAAGAAUCUUUGCACACAAAUCCAUUCUUGCAAAAAUUUCUCCCGUAUUUAAUCGAAUGUUAUAUUCAAAUGGAUUUCGUGAAUCUCAAACAAAUGAAAUUAUUCUUCCAGGUAAACAAUACUUACAUAUAAUUGAAUUAUUAAAAUGUAUUUAUCCUAAUAUAUUGAAAUCAAUUGAUAAUUCUAAUGCAAUGUAUUUACUUCCAUUAUCUGAUGAAUAUUCAAUAGUUAUACUUAAAAAAAAUAUUGAACGUUAUUUUAUUUCAACAAUUAAUUCAAUAUCAUAUAAAUAUGGUGAUAAUUUAACACGUUUAUUUGAUUUAUUAUCAUUAUCACAACUUUAUCGAUUAAAUAAACUUGAAGAAAAUAUUUGUGAACAAUUAACAAAUCAUUUUGAUAUUGAACAAUGGAAUAAAAUUGAUCUUUCAAUUGAUUUACGUUGUCAUUUAUUAGAAUUAUAUGCUAAAAAACAACAAAUGAAAUUGAAAGAAAAACAAAAUAAAUUAAAUCAAUUAGAAGAUUUGUGUUUAAAACAAAAAUUUGAAAUUCAACGUUUAAAAAGUCAAUCAGAAAUUAAUCAAUAA